Molecule: messenger RNA, 3084 nt
Organism: Amaranthus tricolor (Joseph's coat)
Lineage: Eukaryota; Viridiplantae; Streptophyta; Magnoliopsida; Caryophyllales; Amaranthaceae
Exons: 4
Coding region: 110-628 (172 amino acids)
Source: RefSeq, a predicted model, not a curated record
GAUCACGAGUGGUUAAAAAAACCUUUUAAACAGUCCCUGAAGAGAUCAACAUCUGUAUUCUCCGUCAAAGAGAAGAGCGCAACACACAAGAGGGAGACAUCAGAACACUAUGUAUUCAUGGCUUCGUCGAAGUCUCUCAAGAACUACCAUCAAUUCUCAUAAAUUGGAAUCUUCUACUACUUCUUCAACCAACAGAAAUGGAGUUUCCAAUAAAAUAGAUGAACAAGAAUUUUAUGGGGUUUCUCAUGAAUUGAUCCAAUUUGUCAAGUCCUUUAAUCUAGACACCUUCAAGGAUUUUUCUCUCCUAGAGGAGGGAAGUGAUGGAAUUCAAACGACUUCAGGUGGAGUUAGGGUUGAUUUAUCAGAUUGGCAGCAGCGGCAUGCCACCAUUAUCCUCUCCAAAGUCAAGGAAUUGUCGCAGCUAAGAUACAUGCUAUGUCCUCGCCACAUGAAAGAACGACAAUUUUGGAGAAUAUACUUCAGCCUUGUUAAAAGCUACGUGACCGAAUAUGAGCUGCAGGCCAUACGACUUGAGAAACUACGGAAAAUGACUACAGAGUCGGAGAAAGCCACAGUUAACAAUGGAAUAGAGCUCGAAAUGACUGAAGCAAAGCAGACAAGUAGCUGAGCUUUCCUCGAGAAAAAUGCACGAACGUAUGCAGCACUGUCUCUUUGAAGUUACAGGUACAGCUAAAUCUUGUCUUUGUUUAUCUACGCGGUAAAUUCGAAAGAAACGAAAUGAGCUGGAUCACCCACCUCUGAAUUAAAUGUUCUGAUGGGAGGUCUUAUCCUGUACCUACCUCGUUCAUCACAUAUACAGUGUAUCAUCCUCAUUAAAAAAUAUGAUUCAUUCAUUUUUUUUUUUCGGGAUUUCUCGGGGGAACGGGGACGUGGGUAUGAUUAUUGAAAAUGCAUGAUUGUGCUGGAAGUGCAUAUGGGAUUGUUUUGCUCUCCCCACAUUAUCAUGAAAAAAUGUAUCAUUAAAAAUUCCUGUUAGUACCCAGAUAAACAGGAAAAUUACUGAUGGUUAUGACAUGAAAGACAAAAUUUUUAGUGCCCAACUCUUUUAGAAUUGUUUAUGAUAAUAAUGUGUUGGGGGGACAUACAGAUUUAAAUGUUGUUUGUUUCCAAAGAUUACUUAAGCUAAGAAGUUUCAGCCGACAGUUAUAAGGCCUCAGGGGGAACCUGCCAUGGCAGACUAUUAUAAUGGUGCAUUGCGUUACGUUAAGAGCUCGGGUUACCUGCGUUAUCGCAUUCGUACUUAACUCUUUGGAUUUAUAAUUUGCCUGAUGUUCGAGUUCGGAAAUGUACUAUAGUUGUAGUACUUGACUUAAAACUUUCAUGCAAAAUGUUUUUGGUAGUUGGGAAGGUGAGUUAAUGGUGAAGAUUGUGUUUGAUUUUAUGAUUAAAGAUGUUUAAUUCGAUUUUGUAAGACCAGGGGUAAGGUUAAAAUGUAGAAUGAGAUAACGUAAACUAAUAUUUUUUGGGGGGCUUGUGAGGUCAAGCACCUUGCGUAUGCCUAGAAUUCCCUCGUACGAGAUUGUUCGUAUAUACAUUUUUAGAGCAUAACACUAUAAAAGGGGUAUUGGAGUUGCUUUUUGAAGAAUAUACUUUGCUCGAGGGAACUUAUCGGGGUCCAAAUCUAUAGUGUUUGGUGGAUCUAGGGCCUGAUUUUGGAUCUAAAUUUUUUUUCUAAAUAUUUUAUGUAAUUUUCGUCCAUUCAUUUCCAAUAUUCUUUAAAUGAAAUUAUCACCGAGUCUUUUGAUUUUGUAGUAGAAAGUUCGAUUGCAUUUCGAAUUACUUAAAUCUACAAAGUUUCAAAGCCACUCGAUUUUUCCAAAAUAUAACAAAGUGUUAAAUCAAACAAUCAAAUACCCAUAAUAGUGUUUACAUAUUUUUUUAAAAAUAAAUAACGAUUCGGAUUAGGACCCUAAGAUUAAUAUGGACUCUUAAGAUCCAAAAAUAAAUGAAUUUAAACCCUUAAAUUAAAAAUAGUUCGAAAUUAGAUCCUUAGGGUUCAAGACCCAUGCAGCUUCCACUUGCGAAAUGGCAAAUGCCAAAUUGGUACAACCGUACAAGCCCAUAACUCUUCCACAACAUUCACUCUCCCUCCAUUAUACUACUUGGUUGAAUAUAUUAUAUAUGUGUUUCAUUACUAACUUUUUUGGUAAAUGAAUGUCAACAUUAUGUCGGCAAAUGUAGUUAUUAUACCCUUUGAAACAAAACAUUUACCGGACCCUUAUACCCUAAUAAUUACUUUUUUUACCCAUUUAAUUGUUUUUAUUAUAUAAUCCCCAAUUAAUUAAAAGUUGAUCCAAAAUAUUUUCUACUAAUCCGUCUUGAUAGAAUUGAGUCAUAGAGAAAGAGGAGCUUUAAGAAAUUGGUAAUAAAUAAAGAGAGAGAAUAAAUUACGUGGAUGAAAUUAAAAGAGUUAAAAUGUAUGGAUGAGAUUAAAAAAAUGAUAAGUCAUUGUUCAAAAAUAAAAAUGAUGCAAAUUAAGUGGGACGAAUUAAAAUGGAAAAUGCUAUAAAUUCAAUGGGACAAAGAUAGUAAGCAUAAGUAGUUUUAAUAUUACUUUUUUUUUUCAUAAAAUUUUACUUUAUUUUCUUUUAAGGUUGUAGUGCUACUUAAGUUGCUAUAAUUUUCAUCUUAGAAAUGACUUCAUACUCUCUCCCUUGAUAUCAUUAAACAUUUGCAAUAAAUUCAAAAAGAUAGGAAAUUACGUUUUUAUACAGAGAUUAUUUUGUUUACCUUUUAAUUCUUUUGAAAUUUCUAUUUUCUAAAAAUUGUUGAUUUUUAGAGUUAUUUGAUAUGACACAACCAUUAUUCCUUUGGAAUUGGAAAUUCCUACAAAGUGUAGAAAUUUAGCUACAAAGGGGGUUUCGAUAACUUCAAAUUAUUUGUAUCAAUUGCCAUUUCUUGUGUAAGCUUGAAAUUUAUUUUUAGUGUCAAUCAAAUGAGUUCUUAUUAUAUUAGUCUUUCGUUAAGAAUUUCACAACACCAAUUGUUGUGUGUUACGGUCUCAAUAUAACGCGUCCUAUGCAUAGGUUAAAUUGCAUAAUUAAUAUAAAAUAAAAAUAAAAA